AUGACCACCUGGCAGGAAAAAGCCGAAAUCAAACGCCUCGCUGCGGCGUCCAAAAUCCCCUCCGACUGGCGUCUCCCCGACUCCACUCUCUCCGCACUCACCACCGACUCCAACGUCCUCGGCAUCCCACGCGCCAGCGGGCUUCUAUCCCCACGCGAACUAGAAAUCACCGAAACAAAGGAUGCCACCCUUAUGCUCUCAAAGCUCGGCGCGCGCGAAUACACCGCCGUAGAAGUAACAACGGCAUUCAGCAAACGGGCCGCGAUCGCCCAACAGCUCAUAUGCUGUCUCACGGAGACGUUUUUCGACGAGGCGCUAGAGCGAGCCAAGUUUCUCGACGAGCAUCUCGCGCGCACAGGCAAGACCGUGGGUCCCCUGCAUGGGUUGCCUAUUAGUCUGAAAGACUCGUUCAAUGUAAUCGGCCAGCAUACCACGUUAGGGUUUAUUUCGUUCCUCGAGAACCCGCCACAGCAAAGGAACGCGGCCGUCGUGGACAUCCUCCUCGCAGCGGGGGCCGUGCUUUACGUGAAGACGAAUAUCCCGCAGACGAUGAUGACCGCGGACUCGCAUAACAAUGUGUUCGGGCGGGUGUUGAACCCACAUCGCAGGAACUUGACGGCGGGAGGUAGUACCGGCGGCGAAGGGGCGUUGGUAGCUAUGAGGGGGUCGAUUCUGGGCGUGGGCACGGAUGUAGCGGGCUCGAUUCGUAUCCCGGCGUUGUGUUGCGGGCUGGUCGGCUUUAAACCGAGUGUCGGGAGGGUCCCGUAUGGGGGGCAGACGACCCCUGGGAGGCCCGGGCUGGUGGGCGUGGUGCCGGUGGCGGGACCGUUGUGUCAUUCCGUUCGCGACGCUGAAAUGUUGCUGCGUGUUAUCACGGAGGGACACCCGGAGGAUCUCGAUGAUAUUGCGCUCCCGAUUCCCUGGCGUGAGCAGCCUGAUCGAUCCGAGCCGUUGAGGAUCGGUCUGCUCCAUGAGGAUCAGGCAUAUCCGCUUCAUCCGUCAAUGCAUCGGGCGUUGACGCAGGCAGCGGCGAAGCUGGCUGAGGCAGGACACACUAUUGUCAAUUUUUCCGGAAAGACACCUUCUUUGAUGGACAUCGCGCGUCUCACAUUCCAGUACUUCGGCAUGGACCCUGACAAGACGCUUUUCUCGCACAUCCUGCGCGGCGAGGAACCGUUUAUUCCGUCGCUCGCAGUGAUCGGGACUGGUGGUGGGAUGGAAAUGCCUGAACCCACGCUACGCAAUCUAUAUGAUAUGAACACGAAGCGGAUCGAGCUGGCAGAGGCGAUGAGAAAGGCCUACGUCGAGAAUAAGGUGGACGUUAUCCUUUCGCCGGGAUUUCAGAGUUGUGCGGUGCCGCAUGAUACGUACGACAAUGGACUUUAUACGACGAUGCCCAACUUGUUGGAUUAUCCCGCAUGCAUACUCCCCUUCGGCCGUGCUGACGAGAAGGCUGAUGCGCCGUUCGUCAGAGACAUUGAUUACAAGCCACCCUAUAAACCAACAGAGAUUGAAGGCGCUCCUUGCCAUGUCCAACUCAUUGGACGACGACUACAGGAUGAGAAGCUCGCGCAACAUGUUAGACAAAUUGAGCAGAUCCUGAAGGCUUAA
Messenger RNA from Aspergillus melleus, 1611 nucleotides. RefSeq names its product putative general amidase. Bases 1 to 1611 code for a protein of 536 amino acids. NCBI's taxonomy places the organism in Eukaryota, Fungi, Ascomycota, Eurotiomycetes, Eurotiales, Aspergillaceae. The transcript has 3 exons. The record is from RefSeq and is a predicted model, not a curated record.